Petromyzon marinus (sea lamprey) is the source of this 1861-nucleotide messenger RNA. It is a transcript of the gene SMUG1, whose product is annotated as single-strand-selective monofunctional uracil-DNA glycosylase 1. The record is from RefSeq and is a predicted model, not a curated record. Lineage: Eukaryota; Metazoa; Chordata; Hyperoartia; Petromyzontiformes; Petromyzontidae. Gene Ontology annotation, biological process: base-excision repair. Gene Ontology annotation, molecular function: oxidized pyrimidine nucleobase lesion DNA N-glycosylase activity; single-strand selective uracil DNA N-glycosylase activity.
UGCGUGGGGAGGCGGGGCUAUAGUGUAAUUCGUAAACUGAGCUCGUUACAAAGGGAGGUCGCGACGGCCCGUAUGUAAACACGGCGCCACCACGUCUGUGUGUGUGCGCGCGCGCGUUCUUAUUCAUUGUAAUGCUUAACAUUCGUUUGCUCGUAGUUUAACAUGUCACCUUUUUACGUGGUAGCCACGAUGCUGCCCACAAAGCGACGACGACGACAACAACAACAACAACAACCGCAACCGCAGCAUCCGGAACCCAGGAACAAGCGAGCCUGUGGCACCGGUCACGACGACGAUGAUGGCAACUCCGCGGACGUUGUCGUUUCCCCGGAGGCGGCAUCGGCAGCGUCGGCGCAAGAGGCGGCGCGUGACGCGGCGAGAACCGGGGGCGAACUCAGCCCUGAGCGCCUGGUGCCCACGGCCUUCGCCUGCAGCUUCCUGGAGGUGGAGGCGACGCUCAACGGCGUGCUCGGCCGCCUGAGCUUUGGCGAUCCCGUGCGCUACGUGUACAACCCCACGGAGUACGCGGCCGAGACGCACCGCCGAUUCGUGGCCGCGUACUGCCGCGGCCCCAAGGACGUCCUCUUCCUCGGCAUGAACCCGGGGCCCUUCGGCAUGUCGCAGACCGGGGUGCCAUUCGGCGAGGUGUCGGUGGUCCGCGAUUGGCUGCGCAUCACGGGCGAGGUGCGCCAGCCACCGCGCGUCCACCCCAAGCGGCCCGUCCUGGGCCUUGCGUGCCCCAAGAGCGAGGUGAGCGGCGCUCGCUUCUGGGGCUUCUUCCGCAGCCUCUGCGGCCCCCCAGACGCCUUCUUCCGCCGCUGCUACGUGCACAACUACUGCCCGCUCGCCUUCCUCGCAGAGAGCGGCAAGAAUGUGACGCCCCCCGAGCUCCCCGCAGCCCAGCGGCGUGCCCUAGUGCGGGCCUGCGACGCCGCUCUCUGCCUCGCCGUGCGGGCGCUGGGCGUGCGCGUCGUGGUGGGCCUGGGCCGCUACGCGGAGCGACGUGCCCGUGACGCCCUCGAGGCCGGCGGGAUGGGGCCCGCCGAAGUCCGCGUCGCCUUCCUCAUGCACCCGUCGCCCGUCAACCCGCGAGCCAACCGCGGGUGGGACGCGGUGGCGCGCCGGACGAUGCAGGAGAUCGGUAUCCUGGAGCUGCUCACGACGGAGGAUGGGGAGAUCAGCCAGUGCGCCGGGUAGUGGUUGUGUCUGCCGUAAGGUAAAGGUGUUGGGCCCCACGGUUGGCUUGCCCGUGCCGCUGCCCCGGUGAAUGGAAGUUGUAGUCGUGCUCAAUCCGCUGCUGGAUAAAGGGCUCCCUAGUCAGAAAUGUGCUACGGUGCACCUUUUGCUCAUUCCACUGCAGGCCAUCGGAGGGCUUCUCCUAGAGGGAUUGUAGAUUACUACGAUCUGGAUGGAUUCUAAAGAAUUCUAAAGAAUCCCUCUAGAUCGUAGUUGUACUCCUUCCACACUGGAUUUGCGCGUGAGUGAGAGUAGGAGGACGGGAGGUGAUGGGAGCAAUGACAUCCGUUUCAUACGCAUGUGCCUGGCAGAUUGUUACAUCGCAGAAUUUUGAGAGGUGGCGGCAGCCUGGGGUUAGGCCUUCAUCCAGCAGUGGAUUUACUCUGGCUGAUGGUGGUGAUGAUGAUGAGUAGGAGGAAACUGUGUUUGACAGUUACCGUGGUGUGCGGCAUGCUAAUGCAAGCUAACAGAGAUAGGGUGACUCUGAAAAAGAUAAAUUAAACGAAUUUUUUUUUUUACCAUGUAAGGCCCACUGAGCUAUAUAGCUCUUUUUCAGAAGCGACCUGGCCACAAAUGAUAGCUCAACAAGGUGGCUUAUAUUCUUGGUUCUUUCGGUAAAGUCACG